UAAUCUGUGAAAGCUGUGACUUGACAAUAAUACGACCACUGACAUUUCAAAAUUUCAAAUCACUUAGCGUCGUAGAGUUUCUGUUUAUUAAUAUUAUAAACUUUAUUGUUAAUUACAUAAAAUGUUUCGGAAUCAGUACGACAGCGAUGUCACAGUAUGGAGCCCUCAAGGUCGUCUCCACCAAGUGGAGUAUGCCAUGGAAGCUGUGAAACUCGGGUCAGCAACUGUGGGUUUGAAAAACAAACAAUUUGCUGUGCUCAUAGCUUUGAAGAGAGCAGUUAGUGAAUUGUCGGCUUACCAGAAGAAAAUCAUACCUAUCGAUGAACAUAUUGGUAUUUCUAUUUCGGGAUUAACAGCUGAUGCUAGGAUGCUAAGUCGCUUCAUGCGCACAGAAUGCCUCAACCAUCGCUACGCCCAUGACGCUCCAAUGCCAGUCGGCAGACUUAUCUCUCUUGUGGGUAAUAAGAUGCAGAUUUGUACUCAGAGAUACGACAAGCGGCCUCUUGGUGUUGGUCUGUUGGUGGCUGGGUAUGAUGAUCAAGGUCCCCACAUCUACCAAACCUGUCCGUCAGCCAAUUUCUUUGACUGUCGGGCUAUGGCCAUCGGUGCGAGAUCUCAAUCAGCAAGGACCUAUCUGGAGAAACAUUUGAACACCUUCCAAGAUAGUGAUCUGCAGGAGUUGGUCGCUCAUGGUCUUAGAGCAUUGCGUGAUACACUGCCCAAUGAAGUUGAUUUGAAUACUAAGAACGUAUCAAUAGCCAUAGUCGGCCCCAAAACGCCUCUCCGUGUGUCCGAUGAAACAGAACUGACGAGAUACCUGUCCCUGGUGGAGGGCGAAGAGCGACGCGGGGGCGGAGCCGCCACGGGCGACGCGGGGCCCGCGCCCGAGGGCCCGGGGGACCAGGGGGCCCCGCAGCCACAGGUUGCCAUGGAUACGGAGUAACAAGACUACAAGACAGUCUGGAAGGAGAGGAAAUAAAAGAAGAUUUGAAGAUCAAUGACGCUCCUCCCCACUCCUGUUUCUCUUUAAUAUUUCUUCCCCCCUCGGUUUACGCUUGUAAAGGUCUGCCUUGGCCAGUGUUUAGGAUUUGUUCUAGAG
Messenger RNA from Colias croceus (clouded yellow), 1099 nucleotides. It is a transcript of the gene Prosalpha6, whose product is annotated as proteasome subunit alpha type-1. The coding region runs from base 122 to 943 and encodes 273 amino acids. The transcript has 6 exons. Lineage: Eukaryota; Metazoa; Arthropoda; Insecta; Lepidoptera; Pieridae. Gene Ontology annotation, cellular component: nucleus; proteasome core complex, alpha-subunit complex; proteasome core complex. Gene Ontology annotation, biological process: ubiquitin-dependent protein catabolic process. The record is from RefSeq and is a predicted model, not a curated record.